Amphimedon queenslandica is the source of this 703-nucleotide messenger RNA. RefSeq lists its product as uncharacterized. Lineage: Eukaryota; Metazoa; Porifera; Demospongiae; Haplosclerida; Niphatidae. The transcript has 3 exons. Bases 135 to 665 code for a protein of 176 amino acids. The record is from RefSeq and is a predicted model, not a curated record.
AGUACAUAUUUGCAACUGUAACUAUUUUAUCUAUACUACUUCCAUUGCCAGCUGUUAUCAUUUGCCUUACUGUUGACAAAUUCAAAUAUAAUAUCCAUCGUUUCCCCACAACUCUUUGCAGCAGCAAUGGUGACAUGUGGUUCUAUUCUACAACACUUCCAAUAGAUGUACUAUUUGCUGCUGGAGUUAUAAUGCUGAUUAUAGUUCUUUGGACUAUGAGAAAUAAGACAAAUUUUUUGAAAAAGAAAAGCAAUACUGAGCUUAGCACUGCUGAGAAAAAAAUCCUAUUGGUUUUUGCAUUCUUUAUUAUUUUUGGUGUUUUCAUAUUAGGGUAUGUCAGUGACAUAGAAGCAAAAUCUGGCAAAAUUAAAGUAGCUUUAAGAGAAUACUUUGAAUGUGAAGCAUUUGGUCACAUUCCUGGAAAGUGUGAUAGAGGAACAUUUGAUAAAAUCUACAAUCCAUACAUGAGUGCCACUGCAUACAUGCUAAUGAGUUUGAUACCGUUGAGCAUUUUGAACUUUAUACUUAAGUGGAGCUCAGUUAAAAGUGCUGGAAAUAAAGUAAUGACAUUGACAAAAAGGUAUUUAAAUUUCUUACAUCAUGAAGAAAAAUCAUUUGCAACUUCCUCUGAAAGUGCUCUUGGUGAUUUAUCAUCAAAAUCAUAACAUAAAGACAUGAAAAUAAGUGCAUAAUUUGACUUUUA